Molecule: messenger RNA, 236 nt
Organism: Geodia barretti
Lineage: Eukaryota; Metazoa; Porifera; Demospongiae; Tetractinellida; Geodiidae
Source: the annotation of a GenBank genome assembly
GUCUGACGCAGGCUAACUACACUACUAGAUAGCAUGCGAGAGGCGAUACACGCCCUGCGUUGCAUCUUCUGGUGCCUCCGAAGUACGCAGAGCACGGGAUCGAUCCGACUGUGCUUUGCAACGGAGCAGUUUCAGAGAAAACCGUUCGAAAUAUCUGACCUUCAUUGCCCGUUCAGUAGGUGGUAUCCUUUGUGAGACGAAAGAACACUCGAGAAGUGAGAUGAAGAGUAACAGAC